GUAAAAUGUCACAUUUGCCGCUGGAUGCACGGGCCAUUCUGCAGUAUCUAAAUGAUUUGGGCUAUAGGAAUAUAUCAGCCGAGCAACUCCGUGAAUUUCUAAAAGCUAAUUUGCGCCAGAAGGUAUGCAACCGCAGUCGGACAAACAAAGCGCCAGCAGACUCGCAACAACAACUAGCAACACAACAGCAGCAGCAUCAGCAACUUCCGCAGCAGCAACAGCAGGCACUCCUCCAAAAGUAAAGGUCAUCAAGAGCAAACGACCCCUGUGCCACUUUAAGUUCUACCUGGACAUUUGCGAUCAUCAGCUAGCGAAGCGCAUUGAGUCCGAUAUCAAGGCUUUGGGCGGACAUCUCGAGUUCUUCCUGAGCGACAGUAUCACACACUUCAUCACCGAUAAACCUGAGGCCACAGGCGGAGCACCCAGGACACCGGGAACACCAGGAACACCCAGCACACCCACCAAUCACUAUCAACAGGAUGAUGGUUCGGCAAGGAAACCGAAUCAAAGGCAAUCAAGAGCGGAUGCUAUACUGAGUCGUGUGCGUAGAAGCACGGUUGGGGUGCCAAACAGUAGCAAUAGCACACCCACCACAUCCGUAAAACGAAGCUAUACCAUCUGGCAGACUGACUACGCGCAACGCUUUAUCAAGCGCAUUCAGACUGAGCUUAAGCAAUACCUUGAGGGUAAGAAGGAAGGUGGAGGAGGAGGAGGAGGAGCGUCAUCAACUAGCCCCCAUCACAUUCAGCUAAAGAAGCAGUAUGUGAAGAUCGAAUCCGUCAAGCGUAAUUAUAGACCUUACUACCAUCUCAUCAAGCAGCCAGACGACUGGCCAAAGAUAGAUUUAAGCAGCGAAGACGGCGCCUUUCGACUACUAACCAAGUCGAAGACGAAGGAGAAGGAGCAGAGCAUGACCCGCAAGUCAUUGGGUUCACGGACAUCCCAGAAAGAGAAACCAGCACCGGGUGAAGAGAAGCCACCCCAGCAUCCCGCUUUGCAGCAGCUUAAAAAGCAGUCGGCAAUCCCGAAUAGUCCGCGCUCCAAUUGUCGCGAACUCAAGGAUUCGAGUGAGAAACAAGGUGGAGUUUGUGAGAUCUGCAAGUUAGAGUACGAUAUCCUGAAUAUCCAUUUGCAGAGCAAAGAUCACGAACUGUUUGCCAAGAAUUCGGAGAAUUUCCUGGCCCUAGAUACACUAAUUCGUAGUUCAGCGAAUGUGAAUCGCUUCCUGGAGGAGGAGCCCGAAGAGAGUGAAUUGGACAUGGAUGUGGAUGAAUCGCUGAGUAAUGAGGAGUUGCAGAGUCCCCGUCAGAGGCCGUCGCCAGCAUUGCGCGAGAAAUCCAAAAGGAUAACCAAGGGAAAGCAUUCGUCGGAAAAGUUUCAAGCAGCAGGAGUUGCGUCGCCUCAAACGCCCUCCCCUGGUGGCAAGAAGGUUCUGGGAAAUCUACCCGGUAGCCUGUCAGAGCUCCAGCGCCAGGAGCACCCAACAACAGCGGCGGCAACGCCAACAACGAAUUCUGGUCGAAGGAAAACGCAGAAUUCUGGUCUGUCACCCCCAAUAAGAGCCAUGUUGCCACCUUCGUCACUUUAUAAAGUUGUGGAAACCAGGGAGGAAUGUGCCACGCCUCCCAGGGGAAGAGGAAGACCUCCUAGCCAAGUGGAUUCGCCCUCGCUGAUAGUCAAGUUCCAAAAGAUUAGGCAAACCGAGUUGCAACGACUUAAUGGAGAGGCGGAGAACUUUAUGUUCCCUCGAACAGCGGUUACAACUACGAGGAGCAGUAGUGAGCUGCCCACAGAUGUGGAUCGGCAAACUACCUCGGAUGUGAGGGGUAGACACAGUAUCUCUUCCGCCAGCCUAGACACUAGCACCAGCGAGGCGGAGACGAAGGAAUCUUCAGGAUUACCCACGUCUAGCAUACGCAAGCGAGCCCAAGCGGUGGGAAGGCGAAGAAAAGCAGGUGGAGCAGCUGCUCAGGACCUACUGCAACGCCAAUUGUCCACUGGGAGUAGUAGCAGCAAUAGCAACCAGCAGCGCUUUCCAAGCGCCCCCAUCCAGCCAGAAGAAGAGCCUCAACCGCAGCCACAGCCGCAGCUAAAGAUUAAAAUAAAGCAGGAGCAAGUGGUGGCCACCAGGAAGAGCAGUCGCACAGCCACGGCCAUUGUGACAGCGGCCACUGCCAGCAGUCAUCAGCAGCAGCAGCUAAGGCAGACCACCAGCCGGAAAUUGGCCAAUAAACUGGAGGAUCGGAUGGGGGAAACAGUAAAGCCGAAGAUAAAAAUUAAGAAGGAAGUGAUCGAAAUAGAGGAAGAGUUGGAGGAUCUGGAAGACCUGCUGGAUAAUGAGUUAGGGGAGGAGUUGGACAGCAGUUUGUCCUCUGGCAGCGAUGAAGACUAUAUAGCUGGCAGUCAACGUAGAGCCACGGCAGCCACUCGCAAAUCUACGGAUACUCGAGAGCAGAGGGCAGCAAGGCGGUUAUCCAGAUUAACCAUAAAUCGUAGCGCCGGAGAGGUAGAGUUGACUGAAGUCAAGUCAUCGCCCACGAGAAAAAGUCGCGGAAAGAGCCAGAAGCCCUCGAGUCCCACGAAAAACAAGGCCAAACAAACGAAGACAGGGCCACCAGCGAUGGAUUUGUUCUUCGAUUGCAGCAAAAGUGAAAGGCUACAAGAAAUGCAAUAUACUUUCGAAUCGCUGCCAAGUGGAGAGCUUUGGAAUCGGGUGUUCCUUCGACAGGAUGCGGGCGAAGAGAACUAUUACACGUAUUACGGUAGCACUAACUAUAGGAAACUGCCCUAUGAAAUGGGUCCCAUACCCAUGUCCAAAACAUUGCCGGCACACAGUUGUGCCAUGUGUUGCGCAGAGGUCGAGGAAAAGCCGGAAAAGGCAGAAAAUCUGAAGCAGGAAGACCAGAAGCCUGUGCACAAGAAGGAGCUUAAAAAGGAGGAGGAAGCUGCUCAGGCGUCCUCAUCUGCGACCUAUAAGAACAAAAAGCUGCACCUUCUCCAGCGUUAUCAGCAGGAACAGGAGCAACUGCAGCAGCUGGAGGGGAAUUCCCUAGCCACUGCCAUAGCCAAAUGUGAUAGCAAGGCCAGCACCCCAGAACUACUGGAGAGGGAGUUCGCCUCGGGUUCUCUGGGAGAUCGAGUGCAGCUGAUCGAGCGAGUGAGGAGCACCUCCAGUUCCAGUUGCAGUAACAGCCAGCGGAGCAGUAUCACCUGCAGAAAUAAACAGCUGGCGCGAAUUGCCGAGUUGCCGCCUAGGAAAUCGCCCAGAGAACAUGCAUCCACAUUGGCUCUGGUCAGUUGCAUUAUCCGGCAAAGGCAGGACUCUCAAAGUAAAACGAAUUCUGAAGCAGAAGAGCCACCUCCCCCUGUGGUUGCGCCAAAGCUGAAAACUCCUAUGAAACAGGAACCGAUAGCACCUUCAUCCCCCAGGACAACUCGUUCCCAAGCUGCCACUCCCGUCGAGGAGCUUCGAUUUGCCACGGAAAUAAGCGAGACGGUGAAGAGGAUGAGGCGCGGGCAGAACAAAUACGAUCACUCUCCGCCCGCACCAGCGCCAAAUCCCACGCCGGUAACUUCUUCGCCAGCCCGAAGUCGUCGCCUGACACCUGCCGCACAAAAUCUGAGUCAAAGUUAUUCGCGCCGCCUGGAGUUCUCAACCAGUCAAAGGGAAUCAUCAGCGAGUGCUCUGUUGGGCAAGCGUAACAGAAGAAUGAAUCCUCCGGUAGCCGGCACAGUGCGUCCCACAACUCAACAAGCUCCCGGGACGGGUGCCUUUCGCGGAGUUCGCAAAUUACCCAGCAAAAAGGGACUGCUCGAAUACGAAAUGGAACCGUGUGCCCUUAAAGCUCUGGAUCAAGCCCGUCAGUAUUGUAAUCCAGGUUUCGUUGCCUGGCAGUUGGACAAGUAUCUAGAGCUAGCUGGCAAGGAGUACGAUCUGGAUGAGGACGAACUGCCAGUGGAGAAGGAGAGCGAAGGAAGAGAAGAAAGGCUUGUCAAUACCCCGCAGACUCCACCACCCACUGAUUGCUUUACCAGCGAGUUCGACCUGUGCGAUUUGAUCUUAGCAAGCGCGUGCAGUGGCGAUGAUGAGGAAGAACUAGCCAAAGGAAACCUACCAGGCUCCAGUCGACGAAUGAACAAUCUCAAUCUGUAUGCCAGCUACUAUAGAAAGAAGAAGAGCCUGAAAUCCAAUCGAACGGGCUGGCCAAAGGCUCAGCGAAGGCGGAAUGCUGGCGGAUUAGGAGGUGGUCGAUCCUUGCCAGAUGAACGAAUAAAUUUCCAGAAAAUGGGUCUUGCCGAGCUUCACCCCAUAAAGCAAGAGCCCAUGGAGACGGAGGAGGAGCAGACCACCGCCACCACCACCACAACCACAACCACUACGACUUCAGCGAAGAGAGAAAACCUGCUUAGCAAAGAAGACGAAGAUGAUGAAGGUGGCGGCACUCCAGGCGGAGGAGAUGGCGACGGAUCACCUGCCGAUGAUAAACAGAAUUCCCGAGAAGAUGCCGUUAUGACGCCGCCAGCGACCGAUAUUGAUGAGCAGGCUGAACCGGAGGCGGAUGAUAUGGAAAGUCUGCCGGAGGAAGAUGAAACCAUGGCGGAUUCUGUGGAUCAGCAGCAGGAUGAUGAGGCGGAAAUCGAGGCCACCGAUGCGGAUGUCGAAGAGGAGGAGGAGGAAGAGGAUGAAGAUGUCUUUGAAGAUGCCUACGAAGAGCAGGAGAUGGGCGAGAAGAAAACGGAGCCGCCGGAGAAACGAGCACGGAUACCCUCCAUAUCCGUGACUACGCCACCUGAAGAGCACUCCACGCAGGGCAAGAAACUUCUGCUCACCCUGCACAACGGCCAGAGACUUCAGGCCACCUCGACGCCAAGUACCGGGCAAGCUCAGCAGCAGAGGAGAACGCCACAGCUAAAUGGAAGCCUAGGCAGCUGCAUUUCGCCGAGUGAGAAGUUGGGCGAUAAUUCGGACAUCUUCACCGUCUCUUCGGAUGGACUGGAUACCGAUCUGGAUCUGAGCAACACCCAGGCGGGCGACUCCCACGAGCAUUGCCCGCACCAGACGACGCCGAAGAGGAAGUUCGACAUCUCCAAGUAUGCGCCACCGAAUAAUGGAAAGGCGGCGAGCAGUUGUGCUGCCGAAGCGGCGACGGCUGCCGUCAAAUCCCUGGCCAUCUCGCAGUUCCUCAAGAAGGAGGUGCGUGUCACCUGCCGGCGGCUAAGGGCGCCAUUCCGACGCUUUCGAUACCGCCGCUGAGCAUCCCGUUUUUGUGUGUCAUCAUAACCAUCAUCCAGAUCAAGAAACGCAUCAUUCAGCACCAAUCACCACGUUUAGCUUUUAGUGUGUACAGCGACGAUGAGUAAUAAGUUUCAGUUUUUAGGUAUUUUUAGGCCACAAAUCCCUCCAAAACCACAAAAACAAAGCGAUUUCAAUUCGGUCACCUUUUCAAAUUUAAAUCAGGAUUAAAUUUGGCGAAGUUGAAUGAAUAUUCAAUGCACUCGCUUGUUACCAUCUUUUGAGACAAAGCCACUGCCAAAAUGGUUAAAAGCAAAGUGCAUGAAUAAGUUUCAAACCGAUUUCGUCAACUUUAUUCAGGUUACAAACACGAGAAGACCCAAACCCAUCCAUCAACUAAAUGUAGCAUAAUUAAAACUCACACAAAUCACACACUGAAAUACGUACAUAAGCCUUAGUUUAAUCUUAGUUUAGCUCAAAUUCCCCGACCCCUCCAAAAAACAAACCUCACAUCAACAAUUUCGGACUAUUCCAAAAUCUCUCAUUUUCAAUUUAGCUCUUAAGUAGACAAGUUUCCAUUUAUCGUUUUUGUUUUUAACUGUGGAAAUCACCUAUUAAAAUGUUUUCAUUUUCUUAGCCAUGUACUAUUAUCAAAGUCAGCGCUCAAGCGAAGAAAAAAAAAAGGAAAAA
This is a messenger RNA of Drosophila suzukii, 5923 nucleotides long. It is a transcript of the gene chif, whose product is annotated as DBF4-CDC7 kinase regulatory subunit chiffon. NCBI's taxonomy places the organism in Eukaryota, Metazoa, Arthropoda, Insecta, Diptera, Drosophilidae. Gene Ontology annotation, cellular component: Dbf4-dependent protein kinase complex. The record is from RefSeq and is a predicted model, not a curated record. Gene Ontology annotation, molecular function: protein serine/threonine kinase activator activity; nucleic acid binding; zinc ion binding. Gene Ontology annotation, biological process: regulation of cell cycle phase transition; positive regulation of nuclear cell cycle DNA replication.